Molecule: messenger RNA, 1221 nt
Organism: Penicillium pulvis
Lineage: Eukaryota; Fungi; Ascomycota; Eurotiomycetes; Eurotiales; Aspergillaceae
Product: male sterility protein-domain-containing protein
Exons: 1
Coding region: 1-1221 (406 amino acids)
Biological process (GO): long-chain fatty-acyl-CoA metabolic process
Cellular component (GO): peroxisome
Molecular function (GO): alcohol-forming very long-chain fatty acyl-CoA reductase (NADP+) activity
Source: RefSeq, a predicted model, not a curated record
AUGGCUAAUUCCACAGAUUCUGCGGAUUGGUACCAAAAUCAAGUGGUCUUUCUGACCGGUGCAACAGGAAGCCUUGGAGGGUGUUUGUUAUACAAACUUGCAGUCCAGCUACCAACAGUGAAAAUCUUUGUUCUCUGUCGUGGCUCGGUACGCAAGGCCAUGGAGAAAUGGGAAGCCUCUAUGCCAGAGCAGAUCGAUGAUAUCUUCGACACAGGCAAAGUCCAAUGCCUUAUCGGCGAUAUUACCCAGCCUAUUUUUGGGCUAGAAAAAAGGGAAAUCGAAGCUUUACAACAAGAGGUCACUGUGGUGAUCCAUGCAGCUGCCAGCUUGUCUUUAUUCCAAGACCUUCUGGGCACCAUUCAAAUAAACUGUUUACCAGUUAUUUCGUUGGCGCGCAUGUUACUCUCCUUUCAGAAUAUCAAGGCCCUCCUUCAUGUAUCAAGCAUUUCCGCACUGAGUUUCCUGUCUCAAGAUUCGCUGUUCGAAAGGCUAGAAAAUGUCUCUUCAGAUGAAGAAAGCCCUGAGAAACAAUUAGCGGAUAUUUUGGCCACAGGCCAAUCACCAUACACCGAGCUUUUUAUGUCACCAUACGCACAGGCUAAAUACCUGGCAGAAAAGCUUGUUCUUAAUCUACAAACGCCGUUCCGGGUCCUGAUCAUUAGACCAUCAAGUAUUGGUCCAGCAAUCCAGAUUCCAUAUCCGCUUUAUGGGCCAGAUGGCGCAAUUCCCAUUCACACGUUUGCCCAUCUCUUAAUUGAGGGGGGGAAGUACCGGAAUUUUCAAGACGUGAUGCGAGUACCCCAGAAUAUGAUUAUGGAUGAAAUCCCAGUCGAUGUCGUUUCCAAUGCAUGUCUUCUUCAUCUUUCCGUCGGCUCCACAGGAAUCGUGCAUGCCGGCUCACAGCUUUAUGCCACACUUACUGUGGGUGGAUACAUCAGCCAACUCCAGCGACAUUUAUCAAAAGACUUGAGCGACAAAGUCAACAGGUUACAAUUGGCGAAAAACAUGGACUUCGUCGACCAAGCAGAUGAACUGCUUGGCCGCAUUUCUCGGGAAUGGAAGAUUGAUUGUGAGCGUUCUAAGGCGCUGGAGGCUACGAAUGGACCAAUUGAUCUACCCCUUGCCGGUCGCGACUUUGACGACUUUGUGGACAGAAGGAUCCAACAGCAAAUUCGACGUUUCGAUGCAUGGGCGGACACUCUCAUGCCAGCUCAAGGCUGA